Messenger RNA from Solea solea (common sole), 2720 nucleotides. RefSeq names its product cytosolic 5'-nucleotidase 1A-like. Gene Ontology annotation, cellular component: cytoplasm; cytosol. Bases 408 to 1382 code for a protein of 324 amino acids. The transcript is spliced from 5 exons. Gene Ontology annotation, biological process: nucleotide metabolic process; adenosine metabolic process. Gene Ontology annotation, molecular function: 5'-nucleotidase activity; magnesium ion binding; nucleotide binding. The record is from RefSeq and is a predicted model, not a curated record. Lineage: Eukaryota; Metazoa; Chordata; Actinopteri; Pleuronectiformes; Soleidae.
AGAAAGGGGGCAGGAUGCAAAAUGGCUUGAAGUCAAUAGUGUGUGUGAGGAAAAGGGGAACACACACACACACACAGAGAGAGAGAGAGAGAGAGAGAGACAGGCACAGAGGAGCUGAGCUGGAAAUAUAAAACAGGUGAUGAUUAAGAUAAACAGCUUGAAUAGAGUAUUUCUCUGAUGAACCGGCAUCUUACUACUGCUCUGCCUUUUUAAGAGCGUUAAGUGCCUCCACAGCUGCAGUCAGACCGACACUCAUCUCCUGAAUGCACCAAGACUGGACUCAGAAUUUUCGCAAGAGUGCAUAAAGGGACUUUGUGGGGAACUCCAGAGAAAGGAGGACAAAAGAAAAGGAAAGCCUUUUAGGACACAGGACACACUGGGACUCAGUGUGGUCCAGGCGAGGUAAGAUGAAUCUGAGCAACAGUCAGACUCUGACUGUCAGUGGACAGGAUUUGACCAGAAAUGGCAGCAGCAGCAGCAGCAGUAAUAAUCUUACCCCCACCAGGAAACCUAAACCACCCAAGCCGGAGAAUGCCAUCACCAUCGCUGUGUCAGCUCGAGUCCUCUUCAACAUGGAGAGGGAGCAGCAGAUCUAUGUACAGCAGGGCAUGGAGGAUUACAUCAAGUAUCAAGUGGAGCAUGAAACGGAGCCUUUCAGACCCGGACCUGCCUUCUCCUUUGUCAAGGUCAGACUCAUCAAUACUAUCAAUCAUCAUCAGCUGUUCAUUGAGCGCUUCUGUAUGACAGGCGGGAACAGUCCUAUAGGCUACUUGAAGGCCUACCACGCUAACCUGUACCUGUCUGCUGACUCGGGCAAAGUUCGAGAAGCUUUGGAAGAAGGGAUAGCAGCAGCCACCAUGUUCACCCCAGAGAAGAUGACGGAGGUGUCGGAGACGCAGCUGCGCGUCGCUUUCGAUGGUGACGCCGUCCUCUUCUCCGAUGAGUCCGAGCGCAUCUACAAGGCCCACGGCCUGGACAAGUUCUUUGAGCACGAGAAGGCCCAUGAGAACAAGCCUCUGGAUCAUGGGCCUCUGAAGGGCUUCCUGGAGGCGCUCGGUAAACUGCAGAAAAAAUUUUAUGGCAAAGGCCAGCGCAUGGACUGCCCCAUACGGACCUACCUGGUGACGGCUCGCAGUGCAGCCAGUUCUGGCACCAGGGCCCUAAAAACUCUGCGCUCAUGGGGUCUGGAGAUCGACGAGGCUCUCUUCCUGGCGGGCGCACCCAAGGGCCCCAUGCUGGAGAAGAUCCGGCCGCAUAUUUUCUUCGAUGACCAGAUGUUCCAUGUGGAAGGGGCCGCGGAGAUGGGGACAGUGGCGUGUCACGUGCCCUAUGGAAUCGCUCAGAGAGGAACCGUGGACAAACAGACCUUUUCAGCACCCUGAGCAAGUGACCUGAGCACCAGACAGAGGACUGAAGGGACGUCAGUCUUUUCAUUUCAUCCCCAAACUAAAAACCCCUUGCUUAAAAUGCAACGGAGGGGGUUGCCAUUCUAGCAUCUUAUUAUUUAUUCACUAACAGAAUCAUAAAUAACCAAUUGUAUGAAUUAACUUUAUAAAAUGCAUAAAUUAGUCAUAACCCUUAAAUGUAAUAAUUUUUAGGGUCACGAAUUUAUUUAAAAUCAGCCAAAGGGAUUAAUCAAACAAUAAGAAUAGUUCUUAAAAAACAAUUUGUGCCAGUAGUUACAAAUACAAACCCUUUACCCUUUAAAGAUUGCCCUUCAUGAAAUUGGUACUCGUUUUGCACCAAUUUGCCCUCAUUCCAGCCGUAUCCUGUAUCCUUGUCUGCACUGGAGUACGUUUAUGCAUGCAAAGUCAUGUAAUCCUCUGAAAACUAACUAAGCCAGUAACUACCACAAAUUAGCUCACGUUGGGGAAACACUGAAGAGGAAAGAAGGAUAAUGAUAAACUGGGUAUUGUUGGAGUUUUCCGGCUCAGGAAGAUGCCAGUACAGUAAUGCAACUGAACAUGAGCGCAAACUGCUGUGGAAGAAGAAGAAGAAGAAGGAGCUGUGCUCCAGAGCUGCACGGGCAUUUGGAUUUAUAGUUUCACCACUUUUACUGCUUGUGUUUUAAAACCGGUGCCUUUUUCUCACUGAGAUUUUUCUUGUCCGGCUGGUGUAUUGUUGUUGUCUUACAUGUGGCUUUUGGAUCAGUACAUAUGAAUGUAUUUAAAAGAUAGCAAAUUCAAAGAACAUAUACUUUAUAUUAAUUUAAUAAUUUGUCUCGUGUAACAUAUUUAAUAUUUAUCGUCAUCUGACAUGGGCAAUAUCCUUCCAGCUCAGCUAUUGUCCCUCAAGUGCCCAAGGUUCAGUCUGUCCCUACUUGUCGCCUGCAUGUCUGUCUCAUACAGGUUUGCUGUUGUUGUUGUUGCACGAAUGUGAAGCAACCUGUAAUGUGUCUGGGAGAACCUGUGGAAACAAACCUUUGUGUUACAAGAAUAAAGGAAAAAAAUCUAUUUUAAAAAGUUAAAAAAAAUGUUGUCUUUACUCCUAACAUCUCAGCUGGAUUCUUUUAAUUCUCUAUAUGUGACAGGGAAAAAUGACAGUGCCAAAAUCCUGACUAAGAGCUGCCCCUAAACUUUGGAACAAUUGACCCACGGAAAUGAAAUCUGCCUCAACCAUCGAGCUUUUAAAAUCCCUUUUAAAGACCUCCAACUCUUCUCCUUGGCUUUCACUUCAGGGUAAGAAUACUUCAAUUUUUUACCAUUUAUUAUUUUAUGGUU